AUGCACUUCACGGGCUUUAGAUGCAUCUUUUUCCCAGCCCGGGAAGCUGUUCCGUUCUCCAGCGAACACCACUUACUACCUAACGACUGUUCCCCCAUGGACCUAAAUGCUGACCCUUUUCACAAGACGGUGCUGAAAGCGAAGAAGGAAGUUCCUGACCCUCCUAAAGCCGAAGCCAAAGCGAAGGUUUUAAAGGCCAAGAAGGCAGUGUUGAAAGGUGUCCACAGCCACAAAAAAAAGAUCCACACAUCCCCCACCUUCCGGCGGCCCAAGACACUGCGACUCCGGAGGCAGCCCAAACAUCCUCGGAAGAGCGCCCCCAGGAGAAACAAGCUUGACCACUAUGCCAUCAUCAAGUUUCCGCUGACCACUGAGUCGGCCGUGAAGACGACAGGAGACAACAACACACUUGUGUUCACGGUGGAUGUUAAAGCCAACAAGCACCAGAUCAAACAGGCUGUGAAGAAGCUCUAUGACAUUGACAUGGCCAAGGUCAACACCCUGAUUCGGCCUGAUGGAGAGAAGAAGGCAUAUGUUCCACUGGCUCCUGAUUACGAUGCUUUGGAUGUUGCCAACAAAAUUAGGAUCAUCUAAACUGAGUC
Molecule: messenger RNA, 602 nt
Organism: Pongo pygmaeus (Bornean orangutan)
Lineage: Eukaryota; Metazoa; Chordata; Mammalia; Primates; Hominidae
Product: large ribosomal subunit protein uL23-like
Exons: 2
Coding region: 1-594 (197 amino acids)
Biological process (GO): translation
Cellular component (GO): ribosome
Molecular function (GO): structural constituent of ribosome
Source: RefSeq, a predicted model, not a curated record